CUGCUGCUGCUGCUGCUGGCGCCGGCCGAAGCCGUCUCGCCGCAGCCGGACACGUCCCCGGUGCCGGGGCUGGAGGGAACCGUCACGGCCGAGCCGUGGGGCUCCGUCCCGCCGGGGCAGGAUGGAUCCGUGCCUCCGGGGCAGGACGGAUCCCUCCUGCCAUCCCGGCCGUGGCUCUGGCCCUCCAGCUCCCUGCAGGUCGUGCUGGCGGCCCUGCGGCUGCUCCAGCGCGGCUCCCCGGGCCCCUGCGCCCUGCGGCUGCGGGUCUCACACCCCCGGCACGGCUGGCAGCUCGGGGCCGCGCAGCGCCAGCAGGAGCUGACCUUCCUCGUGCAGGACGCGUGGUGCCAGCCCACGGGGACGCCACCGACCGCGUGCCCCAGCUGCCGCCUGAAG
Messenger RNA from Oxyura jamaicensis (ruddy duck), 396 nucleotides. Its product is annotated as cathelicidin-B1-like. Lineage: Eukaryota; Metazoa; Chordata; Aves; Anseriformes; Anatidae. The transcript has 2 exons. The record is from RefSeq and is a predicted model, not a curated record. The annotation marks the transcript as partial.